Messenger RNA from Fusarium proliferatum ET1, 3519 nucleotides. RefSeq lists its product as uncharacterized. The transcript is spliced from 3 exons. Lineage: Eukaryota; Fungi; Ascomycota; Sordariomycetes; Hypocreales; Nectriaceae. The coding region runs from base 1 to 3519 and encodes 1172 amino acids. The record is from RefSeq and is a predicted model, not a curated record.
AUGCAUUUCAUCAAGGCUAUUGUCUGGGGUAUAUCCCUUGCUGCUGUCAACGCGGCUGCUUUGCCCGCAGAUGGAUCGGGUGUUUCGACCUGCGAGUACUCCGGCGGCGACCGAGCCUGCGAAGCUCAUUGCAUCGAGAAGGGUAAAACCUUUGUAUCCUGUGCACCUGAGUGCACAUGCUCCGGCCGCUUGGGCAACCCUCUGAGACGCCUCCUCAAGAGGAAGACUACAUCGUCUGCCAAGCCUACCACUGUCAAGGUCCAGGCUACUACAUCCAAGAAGGCUACUACCACUUCCAAGCCUGCUACAACAUCCAAGAAGCCUACCACUACAUCCAAGCCUGCUACUACAUCCAAGAAGCCGACUACCACUUCCAAGCCUGCUACAACAUCCAAGAAGCCUACCACUACAUCCAAGCCUGCUACUACAUCCAAGAAGCCGACUACCACUUCGAAGCCUGCUACUACCUCGAAGAAGCCUACUACCACCUCGAAACCGGCAACUACUAGCAAGAAGCCCACCACUACUUCGAAGCCAGCCACUACCUCCAAGCCGGUUACGACUUCUAAGAAGCCAACGACCACGUCUAAGCCUGCUACAACUUCCAAGCCUGUGACUACUUCCAAGAAGCCCACUACUACUUCGAAGCCUGCCACUACCUCUAAGCCUGUCACCACUUCCAAGAAGCCAACGACCACGUCUAAGCCUGCUACAACUUCCAAGCCGGCCACUACCUCCAAGCCUGCUACCACCUCCAAACCUGCUACUACUUCCAAGCCUGCUACCACCUCCAAGCCUGCUACUACUUCCAAGCCUGCUACUACUUCCAAGCCUGCCACUACCUCGAAGCCCCCCACUACAACCUCGAAGCCCCCCACUACAACCUCAAAGCCUACUACAACCUCCAAGGCUGCGACUACCACUUCCAAGGCUGCAACUACAACCUCCAAGGCUUCAUCGAGCUCAUCCUCCUCCAGUACCAGCUCCAAGGCUUCAACUUCGACUAGUGCUCCGGCUUCUACAAGCAAGGCUUCGACCAGUACAAGCUCAGCUGCAGCUUCUACUAGCUCUUCUGCCUCUACCUCUGCCGCUGUCUCAUCUUCUUCUGCUGCUGCCUCAUCCAGUGCUACAUCCAGCCAGGCCACUGGUGCCCCUGCUGGCGGUGCCACAACCUCCACUUCCGAUGAUGAUGAGUCUACUACUAGCACUCCUGCCAGCCAGUCCUCCAGUGCUGCAGCUUCUUCAAGCACUGCUGUGACUUCUGAUGAGUCUGAUGACGAGACUACCACUGCUGUCUCCUCGACUUCUGCUGGCCAGUCUUCUUCCACUGCCGCUGUUGAUGAUGAGACCACCUCAACUUCUGCUGCUGCUGGAUCUACUACUACUGAGGCCGAUGAGGAGACCACUACUUCCGCUGCUGACGAAGAGACCAGCACCUCUGCCGCCGCUACCUCUACCACUGAGGAGGCUGAUGAGACCACCUCUUCAUCUGCUGCUGUUGGAGCUACUACUACUACUUCUGCUGCCGACGAAGAGACCACUACCUCGUCCGCUGGUGCUACUACUACUGAUGUCGACGAGGAGACAUCUACUUCCGCUGCUGGAGCUGGUACUACCACCACUGAGACUGAUGAGGAGACUAGCACUUCUGCUGCUGAUGAGGAGACUAGCACUUCUGCUGCUGCUUCCACUACCGAUGUCGAUGAGGAGACCUCUACUUCUGCCGCCGCUGCUAGCACCACUGAUGAGGCUGAUGAGACUACCACUUCUGCUGCUGAUGAGGAGACCACUACAUCCGCUGCUGGUGCUUCUACCACUGAUGCUGAUGAGGAAACCAGUACUUCGGCUGCUGCUGGCACUACCACUUCUGAGGCUGACGAAGAGACCACUUCAUCUGACGCUGGUACUUCCACCUCAGUUGCUGAUGAUGAGACAUCCAGCACUACUACUUUCAUCACCCUGACCCGCACUACCAGCACUGCCGAUGAGGAGUCAUCCACUGCUACCUCUGAAAAUCUCACCGGUGCACCUGCUGGAAUCUCUACUACUUCUUCUGCCGUUGACGAGGAGUCUACCAGCGAGGCUGCCACCUCUUCGUCUGUCGCUGAUGAGGAGUCAUCCACUCAGGCCGCUUCUUCUACAUCUGCUGCCGAUGAGGAGUCUACUAGCCAGGCUGCCUCCAGCACUUCUGUUGCUGAUGACGAGACCUCUACUUCCGCAGCUGCCUCUACCACCUCCGUCGCUGACGAAACCACUAGCCAGGCCGCUAGCAGCACCUCUGCUGACGAGGAGUCUUCUACUCAGGUUGCCUCUACCAGCUCUGCUGAUCAGAGCACUAGCCAAGCAGCUUCCUCCACCUCGGUCGCUGAUGAUGAGACUACCUCCAGCCAAGUCGCUUCAUCUACCACUGCUGCCGAUGAAGAGACUACUUCCAGCCAGGCUGCCUCCUCUACUACCGCUGCUGACGAUGAGACUACCAGCCAAGCUGCUGCCACAACAUCUUCAUCUGCUGAUGAGUCCACCAGCCAGGCUGCUUCAUCCACUUCUGUUGCCGAUGAAGAGACUACCUCUGCUGCCGCUUCUACCUCGUCUUCUGCUGCCGAUGAGUCUACCAGCCAAGCCGCCUCUAGCACAUCUGUUGCCGAGUCUACUAGCUCUGCUGGCGCCUCGACUUCAUCGACCGCUGAUGAGGAGUCCACCAGCCAGGCUGCUUCCAGCACCUCCGCCGCUGAUGAGACUACUACUUCCGCUGCCGCGACAACCUCAUCAGCUGCCGAUGAGACUACCUCUUCAGCUGACGCUACAUCUUCCUCUGCCGCCGAAACCUCUUCGUCAGCUGCUGCAACCUCCAGCUCUGCUGCUGACACCUCUUCCUCUGCCGCCGUCGAGACCUCUUCUUCUGCUGAGACUUCCUCCUCCGCCGCUGCAACAUCUUCCGCAGCUGAGACUACCUCUUCAGCUGCCGAGACCUCUUCCUCCGCUGCUGCAACCUCCAGCUCCGCUGCCGAGACCUCUAGCUCUGCUGACACUACUUCUUCCUCUGCCGCCGAAACCUCUUCCUCCGCAGCUGAGACUUCCUCAUCAGCCGCUGCAACCUCCUCCGCAGCUGAGACUUCCUCCUCUGCCUCUAGCACCUCUGCAGCUGACGCUACAUCUUCCUCUGCCGCCGAGACCUCUUCCUCCGCUGCUGCAACCUCUAGUUCUGCUGCUGAGACCUCUUCUUCGUCAGCUGCUGAAACCUCUAGCUCUGCCGCUGAAACCACUUCCUCAGCAGCUGAGACCUCUAGCUCUGCUGCCGCAACCUCAAGUUCCGCUGCUGCUGAAACCUCUUCUUCGGCCGCCGAGACCUCUUCCUCUGCUGCCUCUACCACUUCAGAAGCUGAUGCUACAUCAACCUCGUCAAGCUCUUCCGCUACUGAUGAGACUUCAAGCCAGCCCACGACCUUCUCCACGGUCACGCGAACUGAGUCGGAGUCGGAGUCCUCCACAUCUGAGGCUGCUACCACCACAACUGCCUAG